This is a messenger RNA of Protopolystoma xenopodis, 450 nucleotides long. The record is from the annotation of a GenBank genome assembly. Lineage: Eukaryota; Metazoa; Platyhelminthes; Monogenea; Polystomatidea; Polystomatidae.
AUGGUGACUCUAAUAGGGGAUCAAAUUAGGGCUCUGAUUGGGGCUCUGAUUGGUGCUCUGAUUGGUGCUCAGAUUGAUGCUCUGAUUGGUGGUCAGAUUGGGGCUCUGAUUGGUGGUCAGAUUAGGGCUCUGAUUGAUGCUCUGAUUGAUGCUCUGAUUGGUGGACAGAUUGGGGCUCUGAUAGGUGCUCUGAUUGGUGCUCAGAUUGAUGCUCUGAUUGGUGGUCUGAUUGGGGCUGUGAUUGGUGCUCUGAUUGGUGCUCAGAUUGAUGCUCUGAUUGGUGGUCUGAUUAGGGCUCUAAUUGAUGCUCAGAUUUUAACUCAGUUCAUAGCUCGUAUGGAAGAUCGCUAUCGUGACAUUGAAUUAAGGCAGGACUCAUUGUCUCUCAUUCUUUUCUUGGCCAGCGUCUUCUGCUCUCUAAUCAACCACCAUCCCAGCUGGUCGCUGUAG